GUGUGUAUGUUUGUAUGUCUGUGUCUGUGUGUGUUACUAAACCCGAUGUAACUAAAGCCAGUGGUGGUUCAUCUGCAGAGGGGGAUGGAGCGCUGUGCUGCUGUGAGGUGGCGUGUGGCCAGCGCCGCGCCGCGUGAGAUGCGUCCUGCUUCAUAGAAACAAAGUGCUCGUGCGAAACAUGAGGAAUAACUCUCCGUGCUUGGCUUCGAGGCAGAGGAAAAUUAAGCAUAUGUGUUCUCUAAUUUCAGUCGGUUUAAGACAGUGUGGCCUGACGGAGUGACGAUGCGCGGAGUGGCUAUUAUACGUGAUGUGAUUUUACAUGAUUAUGGAGAGGGAGCUGAUCCGCUCCUCCCUCCCUUCUCGUGUGUGCGUAUGUGCGUGUCAGUGUUUACAUCACUCAGUUAAACUGCAGCGCGGCACGGCGAGGAAACACUCGUGCUUGUGUAUUGGUCAUUAGUUUUAAGAAGAAAGACGACUCGUUUCAGACAGUGUUGGUGCGAGGGUCGGUGGCAGGAUGUGUGACUGGCGGGAAUGUCACGGGAAGGAAAAACAUGCCUAUAAUCAACUCAGACCUAAGGCAGGGCAGCAGCUCGGCGUGAGAGCAAGGUGAUGCAAACAGUAGCACGGCAUAGAUAUCUAUACCGUGAGCAGUAGCGUCGGAGCAGCGGCCGGGACGUGAACACUUGCGUGGCGCAGCGCCGAUCAAACGGCGGCGUGCCAUGACCUCGGUGCAUGAUGUUCAUUUAUUCAUACGCAGCUGAGUUCUCUUCGACUUGGCAACAGCAAAGGCCACAUGUUACCAACUAGUAAAAUGUCGAAUGGAUGAGUUAAAGCAGAGGGAGAUAAUCGAGUGUGUGAUGAGUAAGACAGGUAAAGGCGGGUCGGCGCCCAGUAGCCGUCGAGGGGCCGUGCCGGCGUGGCGUGGAUGUUGAAACAAUGAGCAGCAAGAGACGCUUGAACAUUAUUUGGGAGCAACGCGUGCCUGGGAAAGGGGAGAGGAGCAGCGGCAGGUGGUGGGAGGUGGAGGUGGAGAUGAGCUGCCAUGCAGUAAAGGCUUCGAGGGGGGAGGGUGUGGGGGCACGCUAGAUAUCGUAAUUUCAUUACAUUUGCGAGGUCUGGAGUGAAAUAACUUGCAUCAGUGGGGAGUGUGAGCGAGGCGCGGUGAAGCUUGGAGCACAGCAGCUCGCCCAGGCCGCACCUCGUGUGACGGGGGGACAGGGGCUUGGUGGCCACACGAGGGGUGAAACUGUCCCAGUGAAACACGUGAUGCGCGGUGCUCGCCGCCAGUGUUGUGGUGCUGUGCUAGCAGCCACUGCCGCUCCUCGCUCACACGCCUCAACAUCCUGCAGCAAGGCGGCGUUCAAGCGUUUCACGUGCACCUGAUAAGAGCGGCCGGUGUUUCCGUGUUCUUUGCAGUGGCAAUACAUGUGUUACUGAGUUCAUCAGUGCUGGCAUUUACUUUGCUGAAACCCAUGAGACGCUUGAAUUAUUAAGCUGACAUUAAGUGAGACACAGCAGCUGUACCUGGUCGUUGCUAUUUAGUAAAGAUUGCCGGUGACUCAAUAUACGCCCUGAGUGUUCAUGCGUGAACCCACGAUGGAUGCUGACGACGCCAGCAUGAACGAUUCCCUCCCCGGCAGCGGCCUGGGGCGGGUCAGCAGGCGCAGCAGCCAGUGCAGCAGGAUGAGCAGGCGUGCCAGCAGCGCCAGCAACAGCAGCAGCAACAUCAACAUAGACGACCUGUCGCUGCUGUCCGAGUCCUUCCCGGCGCGGCUGUGGCAGCGCUGGACGGGCCUCCCGAUGCCUCUGGGAAAAAUGUCGGAAUACGGCUUCGAAGAGGACGACAGCGGGGGGCUCGGCGGCCACCAGGCGGACGCUGGCCAGAACUACAUCACUGUGAUCCCCGUGGAGUACCCGACCAGGCGACCCUACGGGGACUACGAUGCCUUCCCGCGCUCAGCCACCAUCGCCAGGACUCGCAGUAUCAGUGCGGGCGACCUUUCAUCCUCCCGCCCACUCCUCCAGCCCACUCCACUCACCCCAUCUAGCGGCAGAGUCCCAGCUCCCGACCGCCCCACGCUUGCUCGCCGCAGGGUAGUGGACACUUCGGACCCCCGUGUUCUCUCAUGCCCGUUUUCUUUCUGCAACAGGCGUCCGCGAGGGGAGACAGAUGCGUUUCCCAGGUCCGCCACGAUUUCCAGGGAGUUCCUGCGGGAGAGAGCAGCGGCGGACUUCCUACGAGCGGACUACAACAAGGGCAGCGCGGACCACCUGGAUAAGGCCGCUGGCUUCUACCCGAGCAUCCCGCCCCCUGCCUUUGAUGUGCCCCCUCUCACGCUGGAGCCAGACACCCGCCGCCCCUCCUCCACCACCCACAUGAUGUCGCAGUCCACCACCUCCGUGCCCCCUAGCGCCAAUACCAGCCUCCCCAACCACAGCAGCAUGCCCCCUAACCACACCCACAGUCAGUGGCACCCACGUCCUCCCCCAACAACCUGGUGGGGGGCGUCUGUGAACCACCCGGCAGUGUCGCAGCCGCAGCAGCCCCACGACGACUACGACAAGCACCACCCGAAGCCAGACCACGACAGCAGGAAGGCUAACAACGCGAAGGGCUCCGCGGCGGGAGGACGCGUCAACUGCACGGUGGAGGUGUGUGUGUUCCUGCACUCUCGCGUGGCGGUGCGGCUGCGGCUCGAGGACGGCGCCAGGAUCACGGCCCAGGAGCUGCAGAGCAUAGUGAUCGAGGAAGAGGACGUGGCUCUCCCCAAGCAGGCCAUGGAGGUGUUCGCGUUGUGGCUGGUGUCUCCUGUACUGGAAAUCCAGUUGAAGCCACACCAGCGCGUCCUGGAGGUGCGGCGCCACUGGGGGGAGCUGCUCAAGAGGUUCACGCAAGUGCCAGUCAAGCCCCAGGACGCCCGCUACGCCUACGAGCCCAAAAUGGUGCUCAGGAGGAACGUCUUCUUCAGCAAGAGGGACGAAGUCAAGAUCAGAGACGCCAAGAUCCUGGAGCUGCUGUACGAGGAGGCUCAGUGGAACAUGCGCUCGGCCCGCUACCCAUGCGAGCUGUCCGACUACGAGAUGCUGGCGGGGAUCCAGAGCCGCCUGGAACUGGGACCUUACGACCACACCACUCACACGCCCUCCUUCUUCAGGCGGCGGCUGCUGGACUACCUGCCGGAACACGCGUGUCGCCUCAAGCUGAGUGACCUGGUGAGCUUCAGCAGCAAGUCGACCCCCGAGAUCCGCAUCAUCGAACAGUUCCGCUCCAUCCCGAGCAACGUGACGGCGCGCAAGCUCGUCAGGAAGUACCUCGAGUUCUCCUGGUCGCUGCCUUACUACGGGAGCGCCUUCUUCCACGGGCAGAUCGAACAGGCGGCGAGAGGCAUGGGGUCGUGGCUGCCUCGCCCUGACAUCCCGGUCCUGGUCACCAUCAACGCCACGGGAGUCAGCGUGAUCGAUCCCAAGAAGUCGACGGUGUUGCUGAGUCUCCGUUACGAUGAACUCUCCUGGGACUUCGCGAGGCCGAGCAAUGAGCGGAUCGCCACCUGUCUGCCCUGCCUCUUCCUUCAGUUCGCGGUGGUGGAGAACGGCCGGAGGUAUUCCAAGCUGCUUCAGAUAUUCUCCAAACAAGCGGUGAUGAUGGACGCCCUUAUCAGCACCUUCGUUGACGAGCUGAAGAGGCGAGCGGCACAGUACCCGGACGACCUCGAGGGCCACAUGUUGGAUCACGGCACGGAGGUGGACGACGUACUGGUGCCGCUCUCCACGGUGUCCCGCAAGGAGGUGCCCGACUCAGUGCUCUGCAACAAGCUGCACCGCCUCUCCCUCGCUACCUUCUCCGAGGACGGUCGCUGCGUGGGCACCAUGGGGUCCUGGCAGUUCAGUAGAUGAGGGGAUGCCAUUGACUACGUGUGACCCGCCGCCCACGCCGCCCCGCCCCGCAUGGCCUCCUCUGACUCGGCCGCUUCCUGCACCCUGGCGGCCCUCGCCCUCGAGUCGGCGCCGCUGCUCCGCUCGUGACCGGCGCACACACACACUCACACAGGCCUCCGCUUCAGUUUGUAAGAACGCGCACUAGUUCUCUAAGUCAUCAGUAAUUUGGAGAUAACAGAAUAAUAACCACGGAGCUCAUCUCCUCUGCGAUAUACUGGUCAUAGUAGUGGGUAGACUCAGCCUCUAGUGUUGUAAGCGGCGGCCAGAGACGCGACCACCAGGCUGCUGUUGUUGCUGCUGCUGCUGCUGCUGCUGCUGCUGCUGCCGCUGCUGCUGCUGCUGCUGCUGCUGCUGCUGCCGCUGCUGCUGCUGCUGCUGCUGCUGCUGCUGCUGUUGGCCGACCCCCCCACCUGCUCAAGGCCGCAAUCGUUCGUCAGCUCCCGUACAGGGCAGCGUCCCGGCCGACCUUUGCUGUGAUAUUCCUGUGUGUCAAGCCCGUGGAAUUGACGCCCAAGUGGGGUGAUAAGAGGCCGUGGAAAAAUAACUCUCUCUCUCUCUCUCUCUCUCUCUCUCUCUCUCUCUCUCUCUCUCUCUCUCUCUCUCUCUCUCUCUCUCUCUCUCUCUCUCUCUCUCUCUCUCUCUCUCUCUCUCUCUCCCUGUUGGGUAUCUCAGACAACAACUCAAGCUCAGUACAAACGCAUUCGUCAGAGACAUUCCGACUUCCAAAUUGUUUUAUAGUCAUACUCGCCCCAGGUGUGUGUCUUGUGGGGCACUGAAGCGAAGGCACCACGGCUAGCAACACCCUCAUACCCUGAUACCCUGGUGGCCGGACGGGAGCCAGGGGCGGGUGGAGGCGUGGCCGGGAAGGCAGACGGAACUUCCCACCCCCUUCCCUGGCGUCAGAGGGUCAUGCACAGGCCGCGAGGAAGCUGAUGUGGAAGAGGAUGACCUGAUCUGACCUGAAGGAGAAUGCUGAGAGACACGCUGAUUUCCUUCAAGAACAACAGGAUGCAAUGUUGAUACGAUAAGGAACCUUUGUCAUGUUUCCUUUCACCUUUACUGGGCGAAGCUUUGUUAUACACGAGUCGACUCUGGUUUGUGUGUUUCAAGUGUUGGGUCGUGGAAGCUGUGGCACAACCACUUCUACCACCACCACCACCACCUCCCAUCCUUCAACCAGAGUCGAGGCGAAGACCGUCUUUAUUUGGCCUUUGGUACGAGUAGAGGCCACCCAAUCUUCCGCCCGCAAGCUGUCGCGCCGUCAUUCCUUGAGAGUAGUGGCAGAAGCUGUGGUGGAAGUCAAGAGAGGAGUACACUUGUCCAGGCGUGUCACGUUAUGAUAUCGCCCGGUCAAUCCACUUAUUACCACUUCAUCAUUUUAUUACAUGUUAAGUGUGGAGUGUUCAGGUGACACUGGUGUGUAUGACCUCACGGGUCCCGCCUGUGGGUGUGAGCGGAGGGGCGUGCACGUGUCUGCACUGCCCCGUGACUCACACCUGUCCGCCUUAUCACGUGCACUGCAUCAUGCUUGUGUCACACCUGUGCAUGCGUGGGAACCAUGAACCAAUACUGAUGAGCCUCACCUGAACCGUGUGUAAGGUGAGUGUUGGGUUGGUGGUGCAGCGGCCAGGUGGUGUAAGGUCCAGUGUGGCUAAUUUAUUGUUACUCUAUUUAUUUACCUGAAAGGGAGACUGGAGAGUGAUUACAAACUGCCACUCCCUGAAACUUGUUAUAGAGAGUCCUGAUGUCUUUUCUUAGCUGUAUUAUGUUACUGUUCAUUUUGAGUUUGAAGCUUGGAUCACUAGACGUUUCGAAACAGGUUAUAUGAUUAGCAUGGCAAGUUCGAAGCCUCAGUGAAUCAGGCGUCUCGAAACACCGGCAUCACUUUAAGUGGUUAUUGUUUUCUGUAGUAGACGAGUUCGAACCCUCAGUCACGAAGCCUCAGUCAUCCAGGUGUCUCGAACAUCACCAUCCACAUUACAAUUUUCAUCAGCCAUCUGCAUCACCAACCCACCAACACCAUCCCUCCCACCACCACUACUGCCACCACCAUCACCAUCAGAGGCAGAUACUCGAGGCUGCAGCUUAGUCGUUACUCGUUGUGGGAGUUCGACGCGGGCAACCCUCAUUCCUCACCUCCCCAUCCCUCCCCCCGUCACCAUCACCACGUUACGUACCCCGUGUCCUCACUGUAAGGUAACGCGGUCGUCGCAAUGCACGGCAGGUUAUACUCGUGGUCUUAAUCCGUACAUCGUGAACACCAAUUUCCCUUUCCCUUUCCCCAGCUGAGUAAGAGGAACAUACGAGCAGGAUUGUAUGAUAUCCCCCCCAUUCCGCUCCAAAUUUAUAAGGAAGAGUCUUCGUUGUAAGGAAGUGCAUGAAAUGAUACCCUGUAUUUCUGGAGUCCCUUCACCAGUUUAAUGAUUCCGGUCUUUGUUUGGGACGUGAGUGAUCUCGUCGUGACUCCCUGACUCCCGAUGUGAUGGUGAUUGUUUUCUUUUUCUCUUCUUUUUAUGAGUGAAGAAGACUGGUCAAGGAUAAAAAAAAAAUAAAUAAAUAAAAAAUAGAAAAAUAUCCCAUCAAGUUGCCGCUCUUAAAAUAUUAAAAAGAAUUGCAACGCUCGUCACGUGUGCCUCCACCGUCACUGGCUGGUGUUGCUGGCCACGCUUGGACUCGGAGGAGCACGUGAAUUUCGAGUUAUUUUUAUGUUUCCAUUGUCUGUGAAUUUGCGAUAAUAAACCAAAUAUGUAUACUAGUGAUGUAUACUCGUGCUGCGUCUUGUAUACUACAGUUGAGGGGAGAAAUUGGUCUUGUUUCUUUAGGUUUCUUGAAAUGUUAUCGCCAGAGGAACAAGAGAUUAAUACGAGUAAGAUGUCUGAGGGACUCGUCUUGAUCAUGAGAAUUUGCCUUGGUAAUGUGACAAACUUAAGCUUUGCCAUAAAUUGUUCAGUGCUGUUAUUGAAAGUCUCGGUUUUAUUGUAAUUUUAAUCAAUUAACGCACGUGGUAGUGAGGUGGGUUGUGGUGUUAGAACUGAGCAGACCAUCGUGCUGCACCAGCAGACAGGAACUCCGUGUUUGUGUUAGCAAGAGAACAGAUGUUGAGUUGUGAUGUCAGAUACGUGGAGUUACGUUGUAUUUAUCUAGAAAGUGUUUGAAACAAAGUAUUCGAGUAUGAGGUGCAGUCAUACUCUUAAGUUAAUUAACAUGUCACUCACUUUCACUGUGUUUGGCGUUUUCUCAAUCUCAAGUCCUCUAAUGUGGUGAGAAUCUGUCACUUACCAGGGUUUGUAAGGAGACUGUCAGCAGAUCAGAUGACUCGAGAUUGAAGGAUAACAGUACCAACAGUAGGAGUGCAGAAGGUUACUCGACUUAUGGCUACGACUGUACAUCUGCCAGGUUAGGUUGCGAUUGAAGUGAGCCCGCCUUCCUUCUAUCAGCACUUUUGAGUAAAUGUAGGUAAUGGAGGAUUCUUGAGUGCUCGUGCUAUGAAGGACUGUGUGAAAGUAAUUUGCUUGUGGAGAUUUUAUGCAAGAAAAUAGUUACUUAAAGGGAGGAGCAAGUAGAGAAGUAGAGACCAUUCUUGCUAUGUGGAGUGAAUGUUGAGAUGGAGAAGUUUGACGGAAUAUUGAUUUGAGGCGAGCGAUGAGAUCAAAGAGAUUGCCGUAUUAAGACAGGCUGAUGUAAUUCUCUCUCUCUCUCUCUCUCUCUCUCUCUCUCUCUCUCUCUCUCUCUCUCUCUCCUCAGGUCACGGAGAUCGAUGGUGGCUCACAGGAGAUAUUGAUUCCGUGUCCCUUACUCGGCCAGGUGGCCCCGCUCGCUGCUAUGACGGAGGGAGUCGAUCGCCUCACGCACGGUUCGGGUACUGCCUUGGUCCGCCCGCCGCCCUUUGCCAUGUGUCAACCCGGCGCUGGUGUUGCGGAUUAUUUAUCAAUCUGACCUUAACACCGACAGUAAAAAUGGAUCGUAAUCUGAACUCGUAUUGUUCCAACGUGAUAUUUUUUAUAUGAGUGAAGGAAUCUGGCUAUAAAGAAACAAAUCGCUAUCUCGUCGCUUCCGAAAACAAAAAGGGAAAAAAAAAUUGUUAACCAGGGAAGAGCAGUCAGUGUAUUAAUUAAUUCGAUACCAGUAUCGUGAGGUAUGAAGUUCUUCGUGCUAUGAAUUAUGAAAGUGUCCCAGUAUCAGUACAAGUCUCGUUUGCUUGUGUAUCUUGUCUUGAUCGCUGUUGGUGCGUCGCGGCAGAACAGUCGAUAUUUCUGAAUAGCAUCCGUUCCCUCAGAUCUUAGCUUUGUGUUCUUCAACGUUUCGGCUUCAUAACUCAACUGCUUUCACCAGGCUGUAGUGGGAAUUGUUGGAGGUUUUCGAGAAUAUGAUUUUAGGACGAGGCUUAAAUUCAAGAGCAACCUUUAUACGUGCUGUAUUUUCUGCUUGCCUAAAAGGUGAUGAUAGGAAUCCUGCAUUCUGCACACCAACAGGAAAGACACCCAGGAUAAUAUGGGCCCUAGUCAUCACUCGUGGUUCAACUCAAAACAUUCGACCGGCCUUGACUCUCCUUUCGCUGCCUGUUUAUCUACUUACAUGUGUCGCCUGUAGGAAAGUUAAGAGCAUGAAGCUUGUCUGAGAUGGAGGAUGACUCUCUUCUGGUUGGGAGGGUGAAUGCGAGGGUGUCUUUACAUCGCCCCCCGGAUUUUCGUAAGAAGUCAAUGUGCACGGAAUGAAAUAUCAAUAAGUGUACUGCUGGUAUUCCAACGUCACCAAGGUUAAAAGAAAAUACAGUCGUCAACGUAGGACCAUAAUGCCGCCAGGAGUCUCAUUUCACAAGAGGAUGUACACUACUUACCAUAUACCAAGUUCAGACUCCACCUAAACAGCCCCGAUAAGACGGCACACCUUGCCCCAUCAUAGAAAUAAGAACACAGAGGUGGUUCCCAGUCCUCUCGCUCCGCCUCUUUUAUGAACACGCAGGGAAUAUGGUAUGGUGGCGGUAUUCUUCCCAGGCACCAUAGGGGGGAAAAAAAACGACAUGCACAAAAAGAAAUGCAUCUGUCGUUACUAGAACAUUUAUUACCAGAGUGGGAGUUUAAAAAGAUCGUUACGUGAUAAAAUUUUCCUCCACGUGUGAUUCUCAUCAUGAAAAAUCCAUGUUAUUUGUUCUGAGAGUCAUUAAGAUCAGUACUUCAUGGGCAGCGAACACAAGUGACUGAAUGAAGCUGAGCACCACCAGCCGGUAUUGUCACCUGCAGCAGGAAUCGUGCCGCGUGGCCCCCGAUGUCUGGCACUUGUCUUGAUUCGCUUCACACACUCACCAGGAACAGAGUGAACGUGAGCUGAGGACACACGCAGGGGAAAAAAAAAAAUUGAAUUGCUCACGUUUACCUUGCUCUACCCUUCCUCACCUUGCCCUUGACACUCACUCACCACCAUCACCACCACCACUACCGCCACCGCCUCACAUAGGGACGUGGCAUACAUACAGGUCUUAAUAAUCCCCGUAAUAAUAAUAAUAAUAAUAAUAAUAAUAAUUAUAAUAAUAAUAAUAAUAACAAUAAUAAUAAUGACCCCUUUUUUUAAGUUCAGUGGUGGGAUUCCCGUUUUCAAUUCCGUGGUCGAUGUGUGAACCACUCCUGCCUCACUCACCUGUUUGUACGUACGUGUGUUUCGUGUGCGUGUGCUCGCGUGUGUAUUGUACAAGUAUGUAUCUCAUCGUGAACCCUAUACUUUUUUUCUAUUACGUAUAUAUAUAACAGUGUUACGGACAGCGAUGGUCGUAUCGUCUCCCAAACACUGUGAACCACCUCCUCCCCUCAUCAAAGACACGUAUAACAGCCCCUCUUAUGUGAUAUUGUAGAUUUAGCGAAGAGCAGAGCGCGUGUUGACUGCUCUGGGGAAGGCGUGAAGGCAGCUGACCCAGGAACGUCCCUCACUCCUUCUCUUUCUCUCUCCGGUGCCUGGCGAUGGUGUAUACCUGUGCAGGGUGCCAGGGAGGGCCAGGCAGGAAGUGUAGUGGAGUUGCUGGGUGUUGCACUGAAGCCUGUGAGUUUAUGUAGUACAUGAGGUACCGGUGAGAGGAAAGACGUUUGUAAUUCGUGUUUUAUUGAUUGGUUUUAUAGAGGUUUUGUUGUAUAUUUGAUACCAGACGGCAGCUGGACACACACACACACACACACACACACACACACACACACACACUGCUCGUUAGUUCAUUGAUACGAGUAACGCCCUAGCUCGUCACUUAGCAGGUUGAAGUUCGCUCCCUGCGCUUGUCCCAAAGAUUUUCACUGACGAGCAGGUGUUAACGUGUCCAUGAAGCAGCAGUGUGGGGUGUGUGUGUGAAAGAGUCUCAGCUUCACUCAGAGAUCAGGAUUGUAAUGACUGGUUGGUGAUUGAGUCCAGCAAGUGAUUGGCAAGACUGUGGGUGAAUUACACACACACACACACACACACACACACACACACACACACAACCUUCUACCCUUCCCGGUGACUCGGCGCAACAACCUGCAUCAUGUAUCAAGGAACACGAGCAGGUCGCCUCGCCCCUGCCACCAACCCAGACCAGGAGGGUGCGAGAUGACUGCUCAUACAGGACCAUAUUCUGAAACACUUCUGUCCGCACCGCCACUACAUUAAAAAAAUUCUAAGUGAAAUUACACAAGUUUUUAAGGGUGUUUUAAUGUUUCUGUUGACAAAUUAACAAAAUUUCUACAUAAUUAUCAGGAGAAAGACCCUUGAGAACCAGGCUAGUCACAUCUUUGGCCUACGAAAAUAGUCGUGGUGAUAGAGCAAAGGGUUUCUGUAUACGGGCCUAGGCGUUCCCCGCGGCUGGACACGCGACUCUCGGUGUGGCGUGGUUACUUGCACUGCCAAUGUAGUGAUCCAUAGCGAAAGUUGUCAUGCAAGGUGAAUCAUUAUUAUAUACAGACCGUAGUACUUCAUAAGGAUCGCGUGGACGUCAGCCGUUCCUCUUACACUAUAGGUUAGGUUAUCUUAGGUUACCGAUAGAUGAAAUGACGAUACGAAUGCCUAAUUAAAGUUACAUAAUCUAGUCUAUUGCAGGUAUAACUUAGGUUAGGUCAGAUCAGAUUACUCAUAGAUUUAUAGAUAGGUAGAUAGAAAAAUAGAUAAAUAACCUAACCCCGUCUAGUCAACAGCAGGUAUAGCAUAGGUUAGGAUAGGUUAGAUUGUCCAUAAGUUCAUAGAUAGAUAAGUUAGGUCAGGUUAGAAUAUCCGCAGAUUCAUAGAUAGGUGAAUACUAGCAACUUAAGCUAACCUAAUCUAAUCCCACCCGCAGUGUAGCUGUCGUGGCUGGCGUUCCCGCGGUCCGUCAUAACAUUAGCCUCAAGCAGGUUGGAGGGAGUAACAAUACUAGACAUGUUUUCUAUGUGGUGAGUUCUGUGUUUUCCUGAUAACGGUGAUAAAGGUGAUAACUUUUGUAUGGUGUUAUGCCGUCAGCACCACCGCGGGAGAGCGACGCUGUCCGGUGUUUGUUUGUGUACAUAUAUAUCAAUGAUCCAGUUUAUCCUGUGAUGCUAUUAAUAAAACUUUUAUACCUGGA
This is a messenger RNA of Scylla paramamosain (green mud crab), 11488 nucleotides long. RefSeq names its product FERM domain-containing protein 8-like. The record is from RefSeq and is a predicted model, not a curated record. Gene Ontology annotation, biological process: negative regulation of canonical Wnt signaling pathway. Lineage: Eukaryota; Metazoa; Arthropoda; Malacostraca; Decapoda; Portunidae. Gene Ontology annotation, cellular component: cytoskeleton; plasma membrane.